Oryctolagus cuniculus (rabbit) is the source of this 3262-nucleotide messenger RNA. RefSeq names its product tRNA methyltransferase 2A (gene TRMT2A). Gene Ontology annotation, molecular function: RNA binding; RNA methyltransferase activity. Gene Ontology annotation, biological process: RNA processing. The record is from RefSeq and is a predicted model, not a curated record. Lineage: Eukaryota; Metazoa; Chordata; Mammalia; Lagomorpha; Leporidae.
GACUUGCCGCCUCGGCGGCGCUCGCUGGCGGACUGGAGAGCGGCCACGGGGAGGCAAGUGACCGUCGCGGGCCCCUGGCGGGCGGGCGGGCGGACGGUGCAGCCCCGUGGCGGAAACCCGGCCUUGACCACCCGGGGUUCGAAUCCCGCCCGUACCCGAGGCCCGAGACUAGGCGUCGAGGCGGUUCACGUGGGACCCCCCCCCCCGACGGUGUAGGCAUCUGAGGCCCACGACCAUGAGCGACAAGCCCGAAAACGAAAGCCCGGAGGCCCUGGAUGGCUGCGGCCAGGACAGCAGCAGAGCCCCUGCAGCCCCCCGGGAAGGGGAGGAGGAGGAGGAGGAAGGCCCUCAGCCUGGCCUGUACAGCUACAUCCGGGCUGACCUGUUCACGUCCGAGAUCUUCAAGCUGGAGCUGCAGAACGUGCCUCGCCACGCCAGCUUCAGCGACGUCCGGCGCUUCCUGGGCCGCUUCGGCCUGCAGCCGCACAAGACCAAGCUUUUCGGGCAGCCGCCGUGCGCCUUCGUGACGUUCCGCAGCGCCGCCGAGCGCGACAAGGCCCUGCGCGUGCUGCACGGCGCCCUGUGGAAAGGCCGGCCGCUCAGCGUGCGCCUGGCCCGGCCCAAGGCCGACCCCAUGGCCAGGAAGAAGCGGCAGCGGGAGGAAGGCGAGGGGGAGGCGCCAGUGGCCGCGCAGGUGGCCGACGUGGUGACCCCGCUGUGGACGGUGCCCUACGCCGAGCAGCUGGAGCGCAAGCGGCUGGAGUGCGAGCAGGUGCUGCAGAAGCUGGCCAAGGAGAUUGGGAACACCAACCACGCCCUGCUGCCCUGGCUGCUGUCACAGAGGCACAAGCACCACAAGGCCUGCUGCCCCCUGGAGGGGGUCCGGCCGUCGCCCCAGCAGACCGAGUACCGGAACAAGUGUGAGUUCCUGGUGGGCGUCGGCGUGGACGGGCAGGACAACACCGUCGGCUGCCGGCUCGGCAAGUACAAGGGCGGGACGUGUGCCGUGGCCGCCCCCUUCGACACCGUGCACAUCCCCGAGGCCACCAAGCGGGUGGUGAAGGCCUUCCAGGAGUUCAUCCGGUGCACCCCCUACUCAGCAUACGACCCCGAGACAUACACGGGCCACUGGAGGCAGCUGACCGUGCGCACCAGCCGCCGGGGCCAGGCCAUGGCCAUCGCCUACUUCCACCCCCAGAAGCUGAGCCCCGAGGAGCUGGCGGAGCUGAAAGCCUCCCUGGCGCGCCACUUCACGGAGGGCCCGGGCCAGGCCAGCGGGGUCACCUGCCUCUACUUCGCGGAGGAGGGGCAGCGGAAGACCCCCAGCCAGGAGGGCUUGCCCCUGGAGCACGUGGCCGGGGACCGGUUCAUCUACGAGGACGUGCUCGGCCUGACCUUCCGCAUCUCCCCGCACGCCUUCUUCCAGGUGAACACAGCCGCAGCCGAGGUGCUGUACACGGUCAUCCAGGAGUGGGCUCAGCUGGACGCGGGGAGCACGGUGUUGGACGUGUGCUGUGGCACUGGCACCAUCGGCCUGGCCCUGGCCCGGAAGGUGAAGCGGGUCAUCGGGAUCGAGAUGAGCCAGGAGGCCGUGGAGGACGCCCGGGUGAACGCCUGUGCCAAUGAGCUCAGCAACGUGGAGUUCCACUGCGGGAGGGCCGAGGACCUGGUGCCCGCCCUGGUGAGCAGACUGGCCUCCCAGCAGCUUGUGGCCAUCCUGGAUCCACCCCGCGCCGGCCUACAUUCCAAGGUGAUCCUGGCAGUCCGCAGAGCUGAGAGCCUCCGGCGGCUCCUCUACGUCUCAUGCAAUCCCCGGGCGGCCAUGAGCAACUUCGUGGACCUCUGCAGAGCCCCGUCUAACCGGGUGAAGGGGACACCCUUUCGGCCGGUGAAGGCCGUGGCCGUGGACCUGUUCCCGCAGACCCCGCACUGUGAGAUGCUCAUCCUGUUCGAGAGGGUGGAGCAGGAGCACCCCAACGGCACAGGGCCCCUGGAGCACCGGGACCCUCCAGCCCCACCCCCACCUGGGCCCCCAGAGGACCCCCCAGAGAGCUGUGCCCCAGGAUGCCCAGGGGCAAGCAGCCAGGAGGUGUGAGACCAGCAGGCAUGUGGCUGUGGCCCUUGCAGCCUGCCUGUCCCCACCCCAAGUCUUCUGGAGCAGUACCUAGGUUGGGAGGGCCAGAAUAAACGACUGCUGGGAGCCCCCAGGCCCCCCUGGACUGUCUGGAAGCCUCGGUCCCCAGGCCCUCGCUGCCAAGCCUGACCAUAGCAAGACUGCGCCCAGAGGGAGGACAGUGCAGAGCUCACCAGGAGACCAGUCCAGGCUCCACCCUGGGGCACCUAGCCUGUGGGAGGGGGCCUAGACAGGCCCAGUGCACAAGCCCCAGCCUCCCGUAGGCAGAAGAAAACAAUACAGCCAUUCCCUCUUGGACAGUUUGCUUUAUGCUUCAGACAACCAGGGCUCAGCCUUACAGCCAUGGCCAGCAUCCACACAUCAGCACUGGCAUCCGUCGGGGCCCCCGCGGCACGGCUGUGCACGCGCAGGACUCGACCCACACGUGGUGGCUGUGAGGACCCCGGCUGUGCUGGGGCCACGGUGAGGCUCACUGGCCUCUAGGGAAACACAAGUGCACAAAGCUUUGGUUCGCGGGGGUGCAUCUGGCUGCUCUAAGGGCAACAGUCACGGCCAACUGACUUGAAGCUGCAGACAGGAAGCGGGACGGAGGCAAGCGUGUGAUUAUAGCCACUUGACUGGGAGGGUUUCUUCUCUGCAGACCAACACAGAAGCCGACCUCGGUCACAAAGGUGGGACAGGAAGGAAAUGCUGAGGGUGGCCCCCGGCCAGCAUCCUAGCAACAAGCGCCGUCCACAGUCCUUGGGGGUGUGGUGAGACGGACACAGGGUGCACAGCCUGACACUGGACUCCUGCAUCUAAUGGUGCCCACAGCACAUGGGCCUGGAUCGGAGCUGCAAAUGGAGCUGACCAUCAGCCACUGUUGCAAGGGUCCUGAGGCUCAGACAGGCCCUCACCUGUACCCCACACCAGAACCAGUGAGCACGGGUCCUGGCUGUAGUCACAGGAGGCAGGACAGCGGCUGCCACUCACAGCCAGCUCUGGAUCCAGAACGGACUGCACCUGAGGCCCACUUCCUGUUUACACACCUCCACUUGCUAAAAUGCAUGAUUCCAAAUCUACCUUUCUACUCUCUCUGUAAAAGUUUCUCUCCAAAUGCUAAAAUAUCAUAAAAGCUUUAAAAAUUGA